AAUAAAGUUUUAUGAUAUUUCGCAAAAUAUGUGUGCAUUAACUUAAAAACCGGCGGUGCAUUAAUACUUUUGUAUCCAAAAAUUUGAUCCCGAGUCGUAUUUUUUGCACUUUUUAGAAAUGGAAGUUAAACAACGAGAUCUUUUAUAUCGACUGAUGAUCAGUCAAUUGUUCUACGAUGGACACCAGCAGCAAGCUAUCAGCCUGGCAAACUACAUCCAUGCCCAGCCAGCCUGCCCGCCCUCUGACCGACUCCUAAAGGUUCUCAAAAUGGGUCUCAAAGUGGAAGAAGAGGAGACUGGUGAAAAGACUUUCCAGACUGAAUACAUCACACCGGGGUCAGGCAUUGACCUGGAGUUUGAAACAGAUGUGCAGACCAUUUCUCCCGAGGCAGCCUUGUACGAGACCUGCUAUGUGACUUCACACAAAAGUGCCUGUCGUGUUGGAGUGUUCCACCCAAAUGGUCAGCUGAUCGCCACAGGAUCCGAAGAUGCCUCUAUCAAGGUUCUUGAUGUUGAGCGCAUGCUGGCUAAGAGUGCCACACCCCCUGAGGUGAUUGCGCAAGAGACCCCUCAACAGGCCAUGGAGAACCACCCAGUAAUCAGGACACUGUACGACCACAAUGGCGAGAUUGCCACUCUAGACUUCCACCCCCAUCAUCAGAUUCUUGCCUCAGGCAGCAAGGACUACAGCGUGCGCUUCUUUGAGUACAGCAAACCCUCCGUGAAGAAAGCCUACAAAAGCAUUCAGGAAGCCUCAGAGGUGAGGACUGUGGCCUUCCAUCCCAGUGGGGACUACCUGCUGGUGGGCACAGCUCAUCCCACAUUGCGCAUGUAUGACACGAACACGUUUCAGUGUUUUGUGGGUAGGAAUCCCAAUGACCAGCACACUGCAGCUGUCACCUGUGCCAAGUACAGCCCGAAUGCCAACCUGUACACUACGUGUUCCAAGGAUGGCACCAUCAAGAUAUGGGACUCAGUCUCUGGCCUCUGUAUCAACACCUUCAAGAACGCACACGACGGCGAGGAGGUUUGCUCCGUGCAGUUCACUCGCAAUUCUAAGUACAUCAUGUCGAGUGGCAAGGACAGCCUGGUGAAGCUGUGGGAGCUGUCCACCAAUCGCUGCCUCAUCGUGUACACAGGGGCCGGGACCAUGGGCAAACAGGAGCACCGAACCAAGGCCUGCUUCAACCACACUGAGGACUACGUUCUGUUCCCGGAUGAGAAGACCACCAGUCUGUGUUGUUGGGACUCCAGGAACGCUGAACGACAGAGACUUCUCUCCCUUGGUCACAAUGGCAUAGUGCGAUGCAUCAACCACUCUCCGACAGGGCCCGCCUUCGUGACAUGCAGCGAUGACAACCGUGCCAGGUUCUGGUACAGGAAGGCUGACUCUGACUAAAACUCAACUACGGUGUUGCCAUAGAAACAAGGGGAUAUAUUGUAUUGUGUUCAUGGGGCAAUGACAUUAGUGGUAAAAUGUGAUAAGAUAGGUGUACACAGACUAAAGUUAAACAGUGAAACUCUUGUCCUAAACUAAAAUUUUAAGAUUAAAUAGUUGUGUGUGGGAUGCUUUGUACAUCAUGAUAUGUAUCUUUAUCUGUAUAUGUGAAAAUCAAUGUUAUUUUAGUCAGAGGACACAGUUUCUGGUCCUAUAUUUCUUUGUUUAGUAGAUAAUUUUACUGUUUGUGUUUAAAUGGAUGUAAUUGUUGUAUGUCAAAGAGUUUUACAAAACAAAUGUUUAUUUACUUUAAAGAGACAACGUAGUAAACCAUAAAACCAAAAUAACACACUCCAAAUUGCAAAAGUUGUACGAAUUAUUGUGCAUCAAAUAUAUUUAUCUAGUUCCAAUCUGUAUUGUUUAUAAACUUUUAUACAAAAGAAUUAAUGAAUUCAUGUCAA
Messenger RNA from Dreissena polymorpha, 1899 nucleotides. RefSeq names its product cleavage stimulation factor subunit 1-like. Gene Ontology annotation, biological process: mRNA 3'-end processing. The transcript is spliced from 13 exons. Gene Ontology annotation, cellular component: mRNA cleavage stimulating factor complex. NCBI's taxonomy places the organism in Eukaryota, Metazoa, Mollusca, Bivalvia, Myida, Dreissenidae. The coding region runs from base 119 to 1399 and encodes 426 amino acids. Gene Ontology annotation, molecular function: RNA binding; protein binding. The record is from RefSeq and is a predicted model, not a curated record.